UUCAUAACUGACGGCGAACAACUCGACAUGGCGUUGAAAUUUGCUGCAAAUUUAAAUUUCCUUUUUACUGAAACGGCAGUAACAAUAUCAGAUAGAAUAAGGCUCGCCAGUCAGCAUGGAUUCCGAGCUGUAGAAAUUCCAUAUCCAGAGGGAGAACUUAAGGAAGCAGAGAAAGCAGUCAAUGAUACCGGAAUAACAGUCAGUCUAAUAAACAUUGCAUUUGAUAAAACGAAGGAGGAGCUUAAGUUUGGAUCUACUAGUAUUCCUGGUUCAGAAAAUCUUUUUAAACAGCAGCUAGAUGAAACAAUUGCAUUUGCCAAAACUGUUAAGUGCAAGAAAGUUCAUCUUAUGUCCGGAACACGCAAUAAUAAGUCAGAAUGCGACCAUUUGGCAACAUAUAUCUCAAAUUUAAAAAUAGCAGCAGAAAAGUUGAAACUGAGUAAUAUGACCGGCGUUAUUGAGCCAAUAAAUGGAUAUGUCAUUCCAACAUAUUUCAUGAAUUCUUACAACAAAGCAUCAAAUGUUUUGAAAGAAAUCAACUGCAAUAACAUAAAAUUAAUGGUGGAUCUUUACCAUCUUCAGCAUAUAACUGGGAACUUCACUAAGACCUUAGAGGAAUAUAAAAACGUCAUUGGACAUUUUCAAAUCGCUCAGGUGCCAAAUCGAAAUGAGCCAGAUACUCCUGGUGAACUUAAUUACGAAUACAUUUUUAAAACGCUGCAAGAUUUUGGUCAUCAAGAUUGGAUUGGAUGCGAAUAUAAACCAUUGACAAAUACCGUCGAUGGAUUGAAUUGGAUUUCAAAAUACAACCUGGAGCUUUAAGUUUCUAUAAAAAUAUUUAUUUUUUCAUGUGUUUAUUAAAAUAAAUAUUGGAAGCUGCAAGAAACUGUCUUUAUUA
Messenger RNA from Drosophila innubila, 898 nucleotides. RefSeq names its product putative hydroxypyruvate isomerase (gene Gip). Gene Ontology annotation, biological process: glyoxylate metabolic process. Gene Ontology annotation, molecular function: hydroxypyruvate isomerase activity. The record is from RefSeq and is a predicted model, not a curated record. Lineage: Eukaryota; Metazoa; Arthropoda; Insecta; Diptera; Drosophilidae. The coding region runs from base 28 to 822 and encodes 264 amino acids. The transcript has 4 exons.